Molecule: messenger RNA, 7403 nt
Organism: Enhydra lutris kenyoni (northern sea otter)
Lineage: Eukaryota; Metazoa; Chordata; Mammalia; Carnivora; Mustelidae
Product: sorting nexin family member 30
Exons: 9
Coding region: 1-1314 (437 amino acids)
Cellular component (GO): cytoplasm
Molecular function (GO): phosphatidylinositol binding; protein binding
Source: RefSeq, a predicted model, not a curated record
AUGUCGGGCGGGCCCCCCAAGGGCCUGCCGUCCACCGGGCCCCACUCCCUGCUCGACAUGCCGCACCCGCUGGCCGGCUCCAGCAGCGAGGAGGCCGUGGGCGGCGACAGCACGCCCAGCCCGGACCUGCUGAUGGCCCGCAGCUUCGGCGACAAGGAUCUCAUUUUGCCCAAUGGUGGCACUCCUGCAGGUACUUCGAGUCCCGCUUCUUCAUCUUCCCUUCUCAACAGACUUCAGCUUGAUGAUGACAUUGAUGGUGAGACCAGAGAUCUCUUUGUCACCGUUGACGAUCCCAAGAAGCAUGUCUGUACUAUGGAGACCUACAUUACUUAUAGGAUCACCACCAAAAGUACGCGGGUGGAGUUUGACCUGCCGGAGUAUUCUGUCCGUCGAAGGUACCAGGAUUUUGACUGGCUGAGGAACAAACUGGAGGAGUCCCAGCCUACUCAUCUCAUUCCCCCGCUUCCUGAGAAGUUUGUGGUGAAAGGUGUUGUAGAUCGUUUUUCAGAAGAGUUUGUGGAGACCAGAAGAAAAGCUUUGGAUAAAUUCCUAAAAAGAAUUACAGACCAUCCCGUGCUCUCUUUCAAUGAACACUUCAAUGUUUUCCUUACUGCUAAGGACCUGAAUGCCUACAAGAAGCAGGGGAUGGCCCUGCUGACCAGAGUGGGCGAGUCCGUCAAGCAUGUCACCGGAGGCUACAAGCUGAGGAGUCGACCUCUUGAGUUCGCAGCCAUCGGCGACUACUUAGAUACAUUUGCGCUCAAACUGGGAACCAUCGACCGGAUAGCUCAGAGGAUCAUCAAAGAAGAAAUAGAGUACCUUGUAGAGCUGCGAGAAUAUGGGCCUGUGUACUCCACGUGGAGUGCAUUAGAGGGUGAGCUGGCCGAGCCCCUGGAGGGGGUGUCAGCUUGCAUCGGCAACUGCUCAACAGCCUUGGAAGAGCUGACAGACGACAUGACAGAAGACUUCCUACCUGUGCUCAGGGAAUAUAUUUUAUACUCUGACUCUAUGAAGAGCGUCCUGAAGAAGAGGGACCAAGUGCAAGCGGAGUACGAAGCCAAACUGGAAGCUGUGGCUCUGAGGAAGGAAGACCGCCCCAAGGUGCCCGCAGACGUUGAGAAAUGUCAGGACCGGAUGGAGUGUUUCAAUGCAGACCUGAAAGCCGACAUGGAGCGAUGGCAGAACAACAAGAGGCAGGACUUCCGGCAGCUGCUCAUGGGAAUGGCGGACAAGAACAUCCAGUAUUAUGAGAAGUGCCUCACGGCGUGGGAGUCGAUCAUUCCACUACUGCAGGAGAAGCAAGAGGCCAAGUAAGUUCCCUCCUGGGACAGAGACUCUUCGACCUACACAGGGCAUGGCGUCCCAGAACGCCCCUGUCAUGCCAGAGGCCCGGCACUGAGAAAACAGCCACAGAAGCAUCUCUCCUUUGUGUAUUUCUUCCCCUGCCCGCCUCUCCCUGUUCGUCCACCGCUGGUUUUCCAUUAGUAUUUAUUCCUUGGUGGAGUCCGCAGGGCUGGCGUCAUCCCUCAGCGGAAGCAGCUUACCUCCAUGGCUCAAAGGAGCCGACGAAAUGGAACAGCUGAGAAGACGUACAGCCAAGGGCUGGGCCGGCCUGGCUGACAUUCCGACAUCUCAUCAUGGAGGCUCCUGUCUGGGGGGCCCGCAGCGUUGCCUCUGCUGGGAGAGAGCCCGGCUCUUGCUUUUCGAGGACACGAGGAAGGCGUGAACAGAAGGCAGCCCCUGUGUUCUGUGGACACAGGGUGACUCCAGGAUGGACCCUGUGGGCUACUGACUCAUCACAGCUGAGGUGGAAGCAUUGGCAGCUCCGUGGAAAGCCCUUCCCUAAUGGACCGUGGCCUGUAGCUGUGAGCAUGGCCUGCCAGCCACUCGUGAUGAGCGACAGCUGUUUUGUGGCUCCCGGGUCCCUCAGGACGGUCUCCGUCAGCGUCCGUGCACGUCUGUGCUGAAGUGAGCAAGCUGGCAUCCUUGGCCUUGCACAACACCUUGGGAAGCCGAGGGGGGCUGUGCUCCCCAGACUUGUUUCUCACACUAGAAUGCAGUAGAUCGGAAACUUGGUUUUGUGUAAGAUGGAAAAAAAAAAAAGGUGCAUUUUUCUCUGUGAAGUUCUUCAGUGUUGUUUUUUGGCUUGUAAAAUGCCGUCAGAGUAGAGAUUAGGCCCGUCGUGGGGAAUCCGUGUGGCCGGAAGUCUGAGCAGCUCCCCGGUAGUGGGGAUUGGCAGGUUCACGCCAGGCCUCAUUCCCACACCUGCCCCGUGCCAUCUGCCUUCACCUCACCCGAAAUUCCCCAUUUAGUGUUCCCUGCCGCGUCCACUGAAUGUUUGGGCAGACUUUUGCUGAGAGGCCAUUAGCGCUGUCGUGACACGGUCAAGAUUUUGUAAACUCAACGUGAAUGUUCUACAUGAAGUGCUUUAACCCUUGAUGAUGUCCCCAGUCAGGAAUAGAAGUCCGUAACCGGAUGGGACUUGGAGAGGACUAGCGUAACAGAGAUGUCUUUGCUUCUGGAUAAGCUAGACUCUCCUCCGUUCGAGGAGCCAAGCUCCUGGGGACUGCCGGUGGCGUCUCCCAUCUUCACUUCACACUACAACCAGAGGAUCUAUCUUCCAACUCAUUUUGUUUCCUCCUGAAAUGAAGCUGCCUAGGUCCCGUUGUGUUCUGUGGCUCAAACCCCUCCAAAAGUCUAAGUGUGAGCCUCAUAGAGGCAAGCUGUGUUGAGACGUUGGCGCAGAUGCUGGCCAACCUGCAGAUCCGGAGCUCUGUGCAGCGUGUGCUCAGUGCUCCGUCCCACGUCCACCUGCCACGUUGACCUUGGACAGCUGCCGUAGUGACAUCAGUGGCCUGGCAGAAGAAUGGCACAGAACCGUUCAGUUCUGUUUCAUCGUGUUCAAAUAAGUCACAGUUUAAAAUGAGAAGCCUCAUAUCAUUUGGUACUUGCCUGCGCUGUCAGACCCACUCGUGGCAUCCCAAAAGCCUGCAGUGCGGAUUUUCAGUUUGGUACAGUUAGAAGUGAUCCCUUGAAGCAGAACGGUAAGGACGGGCUCUCUACCCAGAGUGGCGAGUCAGUGUUUCACACUACCUCUACACCGUCACGUUAGUGCAGGUCUGGAUGUCUGGGUCCAGCCUGACAUUUUGCUGGUAGAACAGGGUUGUGUAUCUAAUGAAGGGUCGAGGGCCCUCUCUUGCUAUUUCAUGGAAGGCACUAGACUGACCUUAGCAGCAGGUGCUCAUCUGCAGGAACGUGCCAGGCCUUGCCUUGUGGAAUGUGUGCUUUAAAAAUGUUGUCCAGCACAACGAGUGCUUGGAAAGAACAGGGGAAAGAGUUGCUGGAAGACCAGAACCUCACCUGCCACUUAGUUGCCAAAGCCCGGGAGCAUUCCUGUGUAAAGGUUAGUUGGGAAGGAAGGCAGCCGUUCAAAAAAGUCAUUGGGUUCCUCGCUGGGAUGCACGGGAAGGGAGUGGGGGAAACACAGUCAUUCCUUACCCCACUGGAGGCAGAAGACGAGCUCAGGGGGGAAGCAGGCAUCCUGGGAUUUGUCUUUCUCUCUUCGUGCCCCUUAUGAUGUUUCUGUGCGUUAAGACACCAGGGAGAGCAGGAGCAUUGACAGCUGAGCUGGGAGAACCAGUGCACAGUACAGACUUCCCUGCAGAGACUCUUGUUCCCCGAGAAGGGACCCUCGCCCCUUCCUCUUCAGGUUGCCGUCAGAUGAGGUGAGGAGGCUGGUCUAGAUAGAAGGCAUGGUGGGCAUGAGGGAGGCUCCCUCAGCCCCCGCGGGUCACCGGUCCGGGGCAUUUGCCCCUUCCUCCUGGUGGGCACAAAGGUGAUUCCCUGUGAAAAGUGACUCGGAGAUUUCCGUGCCAAAGACUGCCUCCUAGAGGCUUCCUCUCCCCAUCCUGCAUGGCUCCACAGUCGUCGGGCAGAGCUCGCUGCCUCCUCUCUCAGAUUUCUGUCCAGGGGGCUUUUGCUCGAGGACACGCUUGACCUCAGGCAGACAGACUGGGACAGGUUUUGAAUCUUGAGCACAUGGCCACAGAAUGGAAAGUGAUCCCUGUCCACUGUCCCUCGUAUGUGGGAAGUGAAAGGUUCGUUCACCCAGGUUAAAAAUCCAGGCUCAGGCAGAAAAGAGGAUUCCCAGACACGGAGCAGUGUUGGAGAGGCAGGUGUUGAAGCGGGCAAGUGUGCUUCAUGGCAGGCGUGGACCCUGGCCGCCUUCUCCUGUGCUGGAUCCACAAGAAGAUUCUAGGCUACUCUGCCCAAUGCAAAGAACCGAGUUCUUCCCGAACGAGGAGGGAACAUGUUACACAGCCAAGUUUGGGGUUGGGUUUUGUCCUCUAAGACUUAGUAAUGAUUCCCGGUGACCUCAGUUAAGUGCAAUUAUGGAAAGGAUUGGCUCGUAUCACUGUGCCACUCAUUGAACUCCCCAGACACCUGUCUUUAGGUGAGUAACAGUAACAGAUCCAACUCCAGGGGUUCGUGGUGAAUGUCAUGGAACUUUGUCUUCAUGCCAAAUGUCAGCCACAACUGGAGUGUGUGUGCUGCAUGUUGUGGAAUUAAGUAUUUUUUCAGUCACCUUCCUCGCAAGGUCUUUGAAUACUCUCGUGAGGCCACCUUUGUGUUGAAAUGGUAGGAAGUCCUGCUUGAGAAGAGGGUGUGGUAGCUGGGUGGGCAUAUGCAAGUGGGGUUUCUCUCUUGGGACGGCCAGUGUCAGCCCAGGAUACAUCCAGAGUCCGAGGGCCUGGGCCCUGCUGUCCACAGCACUGAAAUCCAGGCCCUGGCUUUGUUCUGAAACCAUUCAUUGGAAUGAGAGUAGUUCUUCUUUAGACUCUGUCCCGAGAGAGGGCUGGAGAGUGGGACCCACCACAGCCCCCCAGGUCCGUAUCAGCCUCAUGUCUGUGGGUCUCCGAAUAGGUUAGAACUGGAUUCUCCUCUGGCUGCCCUAAAGAAUGCCUCUGCCCAGAAGGUGGGCCACCUGUGGUCAGGGCCCGGCACAGCAGGCCUGCCGCCUGCCUUCCCAGACACCUGCUCGAAAGGCCCAUGGAAGCUGGGCAGUCUUGUAAGGCUGGAGUAACAAUUGCUUUGGUGAUCCCCGCUUGCAGGAUGUUUUGGGAAUUUGGGUUUGCCUUCUCACUUUCAGGAGUUCUCAAGAUGGUGACAGAUGGGACAGGCCCUCUUAUGUUUGCUCCAUUCAGAUGGCAGGUGGCAUUUGUCUGUAGAUUUAAGGAAAAUGUCAUCCCCUGCGCCCGACGGACCUAUAGAGCUGGGUGUGUUGGAGUUUUCCGCUUCCUCGUGUUUUUUGGAUUUAACAAAUAAACCAAAAACCUGAUUCUUUUCAUCAGUUCACCCAGUAGGUGGUUAGCUUUCUGUUUUAAGGAUGGUCUCCCUCCAGCUGCCCAGAUGAGAAUGUGCGCAGGGCUGUCCGCAUAAGAAAAGGCAGAGGAUGGCCUGUUGUCGCAGGGAGUUGGACUGUUGUCCCUUAAUCAUGUGUGUUUGAAAUGCAUUCUGGAUAUGACUGUCCAACCCUUUCUGUGUGGCAGCAAAAAUAUGUCAUCUGGGUAGUUUUUAUUACUCUAGAUAGCCUGUAAGUGCGUGCUUUGGAAAAAAUAACUUUAAGAAAACCAAUAAGGUAUUUGAGUCAGAAACAUUCUUUGUAGUUAGCACUGGAAAAUCAACAAACCCAGACUUUUAAAAAUGCCACAGAUUGCUGAAAGCCUAACUGCUUUUUGAGAAUGGUCAGCACCUUUUCAUAUGCCUUAUUCUUCAACUCAUGUGUUUUAGAUUCUGGGUAGAAGGAGUUUUUAGACACAUAAUUGGUUGUUGAGCUUAAUACUAGAGGCCUAACAUAGCCCAUCCUCAGCCCUCCUUAAGAAGAAAGUGAGGUUCAUAAAUAGGGCUGCCUUUUGGGAAGAGAAAGCUAAGUGUUGCUAUUGCCAAAUGAUAUUUUUGAUAAUGUAAGGAGACACAGGGACCACUAAACCAUUUUGUUUGUUCAUUUGUUUGUUUUAAAGUGUGAAAGAUGAACUCAGUGCCUUUUGGCACCCUCUUGAUUGUAGAGGAUAUAUGGUAUCUGGCAUCGACAAAUCACAGAGACACAAAGAACUCUAGAUUGUGACAGUAUUAAUGGUUUACCCCAAUUCUGCAGAACAGCUUUUAAAAAGAUAACCGGGAAACAGGUGGGUGGGGGUGGGGGGAGGGCCUCAGAUCAGUGUGUUUCAGAUAGAAAUUCUCCACAGGUUGAAAUGCCAAAAACCUAAGCCCUACUGUGUCGCCUCACGUACGUUAGUCCGUUUCUGCAGAGCUUUCCCCAUGAACACCAGUGACUGAGUAUUACACACACACACACUCUCCCCCCAACUGUGCCGCCUCCCUCCCCAGGUGAUCCCGGGCUCCCUGUGGGCCAGGUCAAAGCAGGUGACACCUGUCCACACCUCUGCUUGACAGGUGGUUCACAGUCUCAGACCAGCCCUGCAGUCACAGUGGUACUGGAAGGAUGAAAGGGGGAUGGCUGUUUCCCCAGUGUGGAAACCGGGAAGGGAGAGGAGGUUGCAAACAAAAGGUGGAUCGGUGUGAUCCAAGGACACGUGUGUCAGCUGGGCUUUCGUGGAACAACAAACCAGCAGCUCUUCACAGUCAGCACCAUUCACCGGGACACUCCUGAGGUUUUGGUCCUGUCCAGUAGACGCCCUGUCCAUUGUACAUCCGUGUGCUUGAUCCCCUUGGUGUCUGUACGUUGGGAAUGCAUUGAGAGCUGAUGUCCACCUGAUAUCUUCCCACACAAUAAACUGCCAGCAAACUUUCUAACUUGUAUUUUAACUGUUGAAAAAGAGAUUCAAAACUUUUGCUUAUUAGGUCAUGUCCAAAGGAUGGACUGUAUUUCUUAUUUUUAGAAAUCAUUCUUUACAUUUAAAAAUUUAACAGAACCCCCCAACCAAGGUAUUGAUAAAGUCCUCUGUAUAAAUGUUUUUCUCUUCUCUCCAUGCUGCCAAUAAGCCAAAUCAAAAGCUGUGAAAAAAAAAAAAGUGCUCAAGAACGUGUGUAGAUGAGAAAGUGAUUUAUUUCCAGGUCAAAGUCUCUGUUUCAUGAAGCUACCAAACUUUAAAAAGAAUGUCACCUUUUUUUCCCCUUUGUUAUGGAACCCAGAGAUUGUAAAAAGAAAAAAAAAGUUUUUGUUGCAUUUUUGAUGCUGGCACGAGGUUUUUGUCCACUUUUUUCAUAUAUCUGUGUAUUAAAAACUCUGUCCAUUGUUUACUAUGAAAUUAGUAUUACAUUUUGAGGUAAACAAAAGAAUUUGUAUUGCUUAAUAAACUAUUAGCUUGUAAAUUUAAGAGGUUUCUUUUCCUCAAUUAACUUAAAGUAAUGGACCAAUAAACCUAUGAAAGAUGCUUUCUUUA